AGGAAAGGAGCAAAAGCUUGCCCUCUCUCUCCCUCUUUUUUUCACUUGCCAUUGUUAAUAUUUUCUCUGAGUUUCUUCCUUUUGGAAAAGAAGGAAAAUCGUUUCUCCAAAGCCUCCAAAAUCUCUUCUUCUUCUUCCCAUUGUUUGUGAGCAAAUCAUCUGCAGUUUCUUUAAUCUGCUUCACCAUGUUCAUCUCUUAAGCUUCAAAAUCUCUCCUCUGCUUCGCUUUUCACACAUUUUAACCUGCAUUUCUAAUCCACAACCUAAUUGACUUACAGAUGACGAAGAUAAGUCCUGACAUAGAUGAAACGAUGCUGAAAGAAUCGAUCGUGGCUGUUUCGGCUGAUGUGAGCUUUGCUUCUGACCACUUCCCAAAGUAUAAAUUAGGACCCGACAAUCAGAUCUUGGAGGAGCCAACAGGGGAUAACAAUGGACCGUCGCUCAAGGAGGUUGUUGAAAGGGAAACGACACAGUUAUCCGAGCAGCACGAGCGACUCUCGGUUCGUGACCUUGCUACUAAAUUCGAUAAGAACCUUGCCGCUGCUGCGAAAUUGGCUGAUGAGACCAAGCUUAAAGAGGCUGCUUCUUUGGAGGGGCAUGUUCUCUUGAAAAAACUUAGAGACGCCUUAGAAUCGUUGAGAGGUCGUAUGGCGGGGAGAAACAAGGAAGAUGUAGAGAAAGCCAUCUCUAUGGUUGAGGCGUUGGCAGUUAAAUUGACCCAAAACGAAGGAGAACUGAUACACGAGAAGUUCGAAGUGAAAAAACUGGCAAACUUUCUCAAGCAGGCUUCCGAAGAUGCUAAAAAGUUGGUUAGUCAAGAAAAAUCUUUUGCUUGUGUUGAAAUCGAAAGUGCUAGGGCCGUAGUACAGCGAUUUGGAGAGGCCCUUGACGAGCAAGAAAAGAAUCCUGAAAAUUCACAGAAAACUCGGGAGGUUGAGGAGCUAUUUGAGGAGGUUCAAGAGGGUAGGAGAAUUAAAUUGAUGCAUCAGCCAACCAAGGUAAUGGAUAUGGAGCACGAACUUCGUGCUCUCAGAGCUCAAAUUCGAGAGAAAUCUCUAUUCCAAGCAAAGCUUCAGAAAGAGUUGGCAAUUAACAAGAUGGCUGAGCAGAACAAAGUCCGUGUUUUCGGUUUUCAUGGUUCUGGAACUCUUGGUUCAUGCUUAAAACUCCAGCCUUGUUCUGAUCAUGCUCCGCCGCUUUCAAAAUCUAUGAUUCAGUGGUAUCGACUAUCGUCUGAUGGAAAUCGGAGGGAAAUAAUUUCAGGUGCCAACAAAACAAUGUAUGCCCCGGAACCACUUGAUGUUGGCCGAAUUUUGCAGGCCGAGAUUCUCUCGAAUGGCCGAAAAAUAUCGGCGACAACUGCCAAACCUAUCGAGUCUGCUGCAGGUUUGGGAAGCUACGUCGAGACGCUUUUGCGGAAAUCGAGCAGUGAAUUUAAUGUAGUCGUUUCUCAAAUCAACGGACAAGAUCAUCCGUCACGCUCGACUCACACAUUCAAUAUCGGAAAGAUGAGGAUCAAGCUCUGUAGAGGAUGGAUCACAAAGGCCAGAGAAAAUUAUUCCACAUCAAUGCUGCUAUGCGGAGCUAGAGGCGACGCUAACGCGCCGGCCAAGUCAUUGUUCUGGCAACCGAGGAAAGGGCUCUCUUAUGUAUUAACAUUCGAAUCAGAUAAAGAACGAAACGCAGCUAUCAUGGUUGCACGGAAGCACGCUCUCGAUUGCAACGUGAUGCUGGGGGGACCAGAUGAUGAAAUGUAGAAGUAAAAAAGAACAAAAAA
This is a messenger RNA of Hibiscus syriacus, 1777 nucleotides long. RefSeq names its product stomatal closure-related actin-binding protein 3-like. NCBI's taxonomy places the organism in Eukaryota, Viridiplantae, Streptophyta, Magnoliopsida, Malvales, Malvaceae. Gene Ontology annotation, biological process: actin filament organization; regulation of stomatal movement. The record is from RefSeq and is a predicted model, not a curated record. Bases 279 to 1757 code for a protein of 492 amino acids. The transcript has 13 exons. Gene Ontology annotation, molecular function: actin binding.